AUGUCGAGUAAAAACAAAUCCUCAGAUAGCGUUAAUAAGGCUAAAGUAUCAGAAAGUGUUUGGAAAAAAGCAUUUUGUGCAAACACUGAAUGGCCUGACAAGGAAGAGUUUCUGGAUGUAAUUUAUUGGAUGCGGCAAGCGAUCGGUAUUGUUUUGGGGCUUUGUUGGGGUGUAUUGCCAUUAAAAGGAUUUUUGGGACUAUUCCUAUUUGUGAUUGUGAAUGCAGCAGUGAUUUAUUUUUAUGUAAGCAAUUUCCAAAACGUGGAUGAAGAAGAAUAUGGUGGCAUGUGGGAAAUUACUAAAGAAGGCUUUAUGACAUCCUUUGCUGGUUUUUUGGUAACUUGGAUAAUCAUGUACACAGGGUUACAUGGUAAUAAUAGUUUA
This is a messenger RNA of Brenthis ino (lesser marbled fritillary), 384 nucleotides long. NCBI's taxonomy places the organism in Eukaryota, Metazoa, Arthropoda, Insecta, Lepidoptera, Nymphalidae. The record is from the annotation of a GenBank genome assembly.